AUGGUAGACAAGUCGGAGCUGGUCGCGUUCGAGCGCGAGAAGCGCCUGUACAAGGACGCCUACGUGGAGAGCUUCCGAUCAGUGCGCUACUUCCCGUCGCUGGCUACCAUCGGCGCCGGGCGGACGGACGGUGACAGCAUCGUCUUAGUGCAGGAGCCGCAGGUCCCGGUCGCCAGCGAAGGCACGCCGAUCGAGCUGCGAUCCAGGUUCGUCGACGACGCCGCGAGCCGCCUACCAGACUCGCUCGAGAAUAUCUUUGACACUACGCUGCCGCUGACGAUGUUCCGGUCCGCCGUCAUGUGCAAGCACUCCAAGGCUCGCCAGGAGCGGCGCGCAGGCGAAGCCGCUUCUGGCGGGUGUUCCGCUUCCAAGGCCGGUUUGGCCGCUGCACCGAGCCGAGUCAGAGGUCACAGCAACACGCCAGGCGUGUUCAAGCCCACCAGCGUGGUGGGGGCCAAGGGGGCCAUCCAGCGCAAGGUCACGUACGACGGACAACCGUUCCAGGACAAACCACGCUCCAUGCGAUCGGUCACGCCGCGUACCGCCGCACCGCUGCCGUGGGCCACCAACAACCCCACGCACGCUCGCAAAGAGAUCUGUGGCCGGACCUUCUUCAACGUGCCACCCGAGGGGCCCAUCAAGGCCGACCGCAAGUACACACAGGAGUUCAUUCGCCUCAGCAUGGAGGCCUACCACGCCGGUCGCCGCCACGCUGCCACGGCCUACAAGGGAGAUUCCCGACAAGACCACUAG
Molecule: messenger RNA, 753 nt
Organism: Phytophthora infestans T30-4
Lineage: Eukaryota; Oomycota; Peronosporomycetes; Peronosporales; Peronosporaceae
Exons: 4
Coding region: 1-753 (250 amino acids)
Source: RefSeq, a predicted model, not a curated record